Akanthomyces muscarius is the source of this 4353-nucleotide messenger RNA. RefSeq lists its product as uncharacterized. NCBI's taxonomy places the organism in Eukaryota, Fungi, Ascomycota, Sordariomycetes, Hypocreales, Cordycipitaceae. Gene Ontology annotation, biological process: transmembrane transport. Gene Ontology annotation, cellular component: membrane. Gene Ontology annotation, molecular function: ABC-type transporter activity; ATP binding; ATP hydrolysis activity. The transcript has 9 exons. The record is from RefSeq and is a predicted model, not a curated record. Bases 1 to 4353 code for a protein of 1450 amino acids.
AUGACGCUGUCGUGUCCCGUGUCCGCGGACAAUGUCUUUGGGCCUGCGGUGGCGGCGCCGUGCAGGGCCGGUUUUGAUUUUACGCUCCUUUUCGAAGAGACUGUCUUGACAAUUUUACCCUUGAGUCUGGCAAUAUGCUGGGUAAUCGGUCGCCUUGUCCAAUUACGUUCUGCGACAGCCAAAGUCACGACCGGCUGGCUCCUGUCUAGCAAACUGCUCCUGUGGUCCGCCGACGUGGCUCUGCGGGUAGUCCAGUUAGCACUCUGGGUCUCGCGAGGCAUACCCAGAACCGAGACGACGGUCGCUUGCUUGGCUCUAUGUAUCGUUGGGUCAGUUUUAAUGCUCAUUUGCUCGCACCGUGAGCAUUUCCACGUGCUCCGGCCGUCGACUCCCUUGAUUGUAUUUCUAGGCGUGUCUCUCAUUCUCGAUCUCGCUCGCACACGAACGCUGUUCUUCUACUACACUGGCAAAGACGCUGUCGCCAUUGUCAACGCGGUUGGGUAUGGCGUAAAAUUGCUACUAUUUAUUGCCGAAAACGUGGAAAAGAGACAGUGGCUGCGACCGCAAUGGGCCGAAGUCUCUCGCGAAGAAGCCAGCGGCGUGCUAAACCGCUCGCUCUUCAUUUGGCUCAACCCACUCUUCACUUUGGGCUUUGGUAGCAAACUGACGCUCAAGCAACUGUUUUCGCUCGAUGCUGAGAUUAAAUCUGCGGCGCGUCCCGUCGAGCUGAUGGAAGAAUGGGAACUAUCGUCCAAAUCGUCCAGUCAUGCUCUGUUCUGGCAGUUUCUUCGCCACUACAAGUGGCAGUUCCUAGCGGGCGUAUUGCCCCGACUCAGCUAUAGCGGCUUCCUCUUUGCGCAGCCAUUUCUCUUGGAGCGCGUCCUUGACUUUAUCGAUGAACAACGCGUGGCCAACACCGAUUCGACUGCAUAUGGCCUCAUUGCUGCCUAUGGUAUCGUAUAUAUUGGGAUCGCUGUCUCCUACACCAUUUAUCAGCACAAAACAUAUCGACUUCUCACACUAUAUCGCGGGAGCUUGAUUGCCCUCAUCUACAACAAGACGCUAAAGAUGAACGUUGCGAAUGUGACCGAUGCGGAAGCCAUAACGCUCAUGAGCGCCGAUAUCGAUCGCAUCGGACACAGUCUGCCACUGAUUCAUGAGCUGUACGCAAGCCUCUUGGACAUUGCCAUCGCCCUUUGGCUGCUGUACGGACGACUCGGUAUUGCCAUGAUAGCGCCAAUUAUCUGGAUUGCUUUAUUCACGAUUGCCGGUCUACCAAUUGCUGGCGCGGCUGGUAAUGCUCAGUCGCCAUGGCUAGACGCAAUUGAAGAUCGCUUGGCCGUAACUGCAAAGGCACUAGGCUCGAUGAAGGCGGUCAAGAUGACUGGCCUUUCUGAUCUCGUUUCCACGACUCUUAGGCGUCUCCGAUGGGCAGAGAUUCACGCUUCUCUGCGCUAUCGAGUACUAAACAUUUUUGUGACCGUUUCCUAUUUUGCAUCCUCUGCCGUGGCUCCUGUCUGGGGGUUUGGUGUCUACAGUAUACUAGCGAAAGCUAGAGGCACACCGACUCUCACUGAGGGCGUUGCUUUUGCUGCGCUCAGCCUGUUUGAGCUUAUGAAUCAACCGCUCAUCCAUAUUGUAGAUGGUUUUGAACAUAUUCAGACUGUCAGAACCUCAUUCCGUCGCGUUCAAGAGUACUUGGAGUCGGACGAGCGCGAGGACUACCGUGUAAUUGUCAAUCGAUCUCCUUCAAUAUCAGAUGAUGAAAAGGAAAAGCUUCGCAUUCUCGAAAAGGCACCUUCACAUCACCAAGAUUUGAACGCAGAUGACGCAGUCACUCUUGCGAAUGUUUCGGCAGCAUACAGCGUUGAGGGCGACCCGGUGUUGGCGAACCUCAACCUUUCCAUCAAGAAAGGCGAGACUACAAUGGUCUUCGGCCCAGUCGGGUGUGGCAAGUCGACAUUUCUGCGACUACUCCUUGGCGAGAUGGCUUCAGUCGUUGGAGAAGUCACGACAUGCUUCUCCACGGCAGCAUUCUGUCCACAGACGCCUUGGAUCACAUGGGGGUCUAUCCAGAGCAACGUUGUUGGCGUACUAGACUUUGAGGGAAAAUGGUACAACAUUGUUGCGCAAGCUUGUCUGCUGCUGAGGGAUUUCCAGGAGCUUUCUGACGGAGAUCAGACCAACACCGGCAGCCGCGGGUCUCGACUCAGCGGUGGUCAACAGAUGCGCGUGUCGUUUGCCAGGGCUUUGUACUCGAGGCGCCCUGUCAUGGUCCUAGACGAUGUCUUGACUGGCCUCGAUCGUGUCACGGAGCGCGGUAUUCUGGAGCGGGUAUUUGGACCUGGAGGGUUGUUGAAAGAAAUGGAAUCCACAGUCAUCAUGGCGACAAACAGCUUUUCCCACCUUCAGUUUGCCGACAACAUCAUCAUUCUCAAUGAAAAGGGCCAAGUCGCGCGACAGGGCAGGUGGGAGGCUAUUAGUGCUGAUUCUGCAUUUGCGCACCACUCCGUCCACGACGAACCCGUCGUUACACACCGCCCAGAGCUGGAAAUCUCUGACGAAACCAUGCAGGAAAUUGGAGUUCCGCUCGAUGCGAAUGAAGACUCGGGCGACGAUGACUCAGCACGUCCCGGUGACCUCCAAGUCUACGCAUUCUAUGCCAGAGUGGCUGGGGUUUGGCCAAUACUUGCAUACCUCUUCGCCUGCUCCGUGUUCGUGUUUGGUGUCAGCUUUCCUUCUGUUUGGCUGCAGAAAUGGACAAACUACAACUCAGAGCACCCAAAUGAGCGGAUUGGAUAUUAUCUAGGCGUGUACGGGGCUCUUGCCGGCGUGACCCUUCUAGGCUGCUCGCUCGCGGACAGCGUCUUCAACCUGGUGGUGAUUCCUCGAACUUCGAAGAAGUUUCACGAGAUGCUAUUGACUACAACUAUGAGGGCCCCCACGUCCUUUGUCACAUCAACCGAUGCAGGAACAAUCAUCAACAGAUUCAGUCAGGAUCUUGAGCUGAUCGACAAUGAUCUCCCCAAGUCUCUAGAUCAAACUGUUUUCCAGCUGCUUAGCGCAGUCAUGUCCGCUGUCCUAGUCUUCAUCAGCUCAGGUUAUGUUGCCAUUGCGAUUCCCUUUUGCAUUGCUGCUAUUGCUAUUAUUCAGCUCUACUACCUACGAACGUCGCGCCAGGUGCGAAUUCUCGACAUUGAGGCCAAAGCACCCCUUUUCUCGCAGUUCUUGGAAACUCUGGGCGGCAUCUCUUGCAUUCGUUCCUUUGGGUGGGUUGCUCAAUACGAGAGCAACAACCGCGAUGCUCUCAACUCGUCUCAGAAGCCCUAUUACACCCUGUGGUGUAUUCAGCGAUGGCUGACACUGGUGCUGGACUUGUUUGUCGCGGGGCUUGCGGUCCUUCUUGUCGGGCUUGCUACAAACAUACGGGGUGGAUCGACUGGUUUCCUGGGCGUCGCUCUUUUCCAAGUGGUCACGUUCAGCACAACUCUUCAAGUCCUCGUGGCAGAAUGGACACAGGUGGAAAUGGCGCUCGGUGCCAUUUCGAGAAUUCGAUCCUACGUACUGCAAACCAAGAACGAGAACCAGACGGGCGAGAAUGGUACCGUUCCGGAAGAGUGGCCCGAUUCCUCUGCCACCAUUGAGUUUAAAAACGUUACUGCGUCCUAUGACGGCGAAUCUGAACCAAUCUUGAAGAACCUGAGCUUCACGAUCAAUAUGGGCGAAAAGGUUGCGAUUUGUGGGCGCACUGGAAGCGGGAAAUCAUCAACCAUCUCUGCUCUCCUCCGGAUGCUAGAGCUUGAUGGGGGGUCCAUCCAUAUCGGCCAAGUCGAUAUCAGCACCCUGCCCCGCCAGUUGAUUCGCUCAAGACUCAAUUCCGUUCCUCAGGAGCCCUUCUUUCUCCAUGGCAGCGUCCGCUGCAACAUAGACCCUGCCGAAGACGCCGCAGACGAUCGCAUACACGAGGUUUUGGAGUCUGUAGGUCUGUGGGAACUCUUCCAAUCUCGCGGCGGUCUGGAUGAGGACAUGAAUGAGGAAACAUUGUCUCAUGGUCAGCGACAGCUGUUCUGUCUUGCCCGAGCAGCUCUCAGUAGCGCCAACAUUAUCAUAAUGGAUGAAGCAACAAGCGGCGUUGACGAAGAGUCUGAAAAUUUGAUGGAGAGCGUUAUUGCCAAGGAGUUUGAAACUCGCACGGUCAUUUCCGUUGCGCAUAAGUUGGACGCCAUUCUCGAUUACAGUAGAGUCAUUCUCCUAGAUAAGGGAGUCAUAUUGGAGACUGGUCAGCCGCAAGAGCUCUUAGCCAAAUCCGGUUCUGCUUUCAAAGCUCUCUUUGAUGGUCAGAGGCGUGGUUAG